Molecule: messenger RNA, 2649 nt
Organism: Cloeon dipterum
Lineage: Eukaryota; Metazoa; Arthropoda; Insecta; Ephemeroptera; Baetidae
Gene: Raf
Product: Raf oncogene
Exons: 3
Coding region: 1-2124 (707 amino acids)
Biological process (GO): protein phosphorylation; Ras protein signal transduction
Cellular component (GO): cytoplasm
Molecular function (GO): ATP binding; protein kinase activity
Source: RefSeq, a predicted model, not a curated record
AUGGCGAGCAGUCAAGAUUUCAAUGAUGACGAGGUGUCAAACCCCUCGUUAAAUAGCCCUACUCGCUCCAUGGACAGUGAGGACUUGCAGACGCUGCAGGAAACGCUGCAGAACAUGCAAAGUUUGAUUAGCAUUACGCGUAAGAACAUUGAAGCGCUGAAUUUAAAGUUUGCGGACUUCCAACCCCCAAUGUAUGUGAGUGAAUACAAUGAACUGACCUCAAAGUUGCACGGUUUCCUUGCGUGUGAGGAGGAACUUGAGCGCAAGAUCCGUUUAGAAAAGGAGAACAAUUCUCAGGCUGACACUGCUAUAGAACCGUUGGUGCAGCAGCCCAAUCCACAGGAGGAGGAGAUCAGCUACCCUACUGUAGUGCCAUGCUCUCCGUUCAAAUCUGUGAUACGAGCACACCUGCCUAACCAACAGCGUACUUCUGUGCAAGUUCGUCCAGGCCUCAGUGUCAGGGAGGCGUUGGCCAAAGCUAUGAGUCUUCGCAAGUUGUCCCCAGACAUGUGCAUUGUCUACAAGGGAGAUACAAAGAUUCAAAUUGCUUGGGAUGCAGACAUCUCAUCGCUGGAGGGAGAAGAGAUAACUGUGGAGAUCAACACUAACUACCCCAUAACAACCAGUAUUUCCCACAAUUACGCCAGGAAAACUUUCUUCUCCUUGACAUACUGUGAGUGCUGCAGGAAACUUCUCUUCCAAGGCUUCUACUGUAGAACCUGUGGAUACAAGUUCCAUCAGAGGUGUGCUGAUCAGGUGCCCAAACUGUGCCAACAAAUAGGGGAGCAGACAAAAUAUCUGCAGUACCUUUUGGCACAGGGGCCAGAGAUAGCUGGCAUUCUCAAUCCAGGAGACGGCCAAAGGUACUUUAACUCUCCAUCUCCAGACCCGUUGUUGGGCCGCAGUAGCCACCCAAGUUUGGCCCAGCAGUGCUCCACCUCAGUUCCUAACGUCUACUUCAACCUGGUGGAUCAGGGCAGUCAGAGCCGGGAUCUGUCCCAUAACUCUCCAGGAGCUUCCAUUCUCAUUCCUAGCAUUGGUGACCCAAAAACCAUCCACAGCACUCAGGUGUCGCCCACAAAGACGAUCCGUUCGCGGCCGAGAGCGAGGAGCGCGGAUGAGAGCAGCAAAAAGCUGACGGACAUCAUCAGAACGGCCCGCGAGUCUAUUGAUGACUGGGAGAUCUCCAACGAGGAGCUGCUGAAGGGUCAGCGCAUAGGCUCAGGGUCGUUUGGGACCGUGUACAAAGGUCACUGGCACGGGCCGGUCGCCAUCAAGACCCUGAACGUUAAGAACCCGACGCCAGCGCAGCUGCAGGCGUUCAAGAACGAGGUGGCUGUGCUGAAGAAGACACGCCACGUCAACAUUCUGCUCUUCAUGGGCUGCGUCAGCGAGCCGGAGCUGAGCAUUGUGACGCAGUGGUGCGAAGGCUCGAGUCUCUACAAACACUUGCACGUGAUGGAGAUCAAGUUCGAGCUGCUGCACCUGAUCAAGGUGGCUCACCAGAUCGCGCAGGGCAUGGACUACUUGCACGCUAAGAAUAUCAUCCACCGCGACCUCAAGAGCAACAACAUCUUCCUGCGGGACGAUCUGACCGUGAAGAUUGGCGACUUCGGCCUGGCCACGGUGAAAGCAAACUGGGCUGGCUCGCAGCAGUUCCAUCAGCCGGCUGGCUCGAUCCUGUGGAUGGCCCCCGAAGUGAUUCGCAUGCAGGAUGAGUCGCCCUACAGCUUCCAGUCGGACGUGUACGCCUUCGGCAUUGUGUUGUACGAGGUGUUGACCGGGCUGCUGCCCUACGGCAACAUAAAAAACAAGGACCAGAUUUUGUUCAUGGUGGGCCAGGGCAAGCUGAAGCCAGACUUCAGCAAGCUCCGGCCGGACACUCCCAAGGGCAUGCGUAGGCUUGCCAAGAACUGUAUCAAAUUCCAGCGCGACCAGCGUCCGUUGUUUAAGCAAAUUCUCGCCUCAUUAGAUAGCAUACUUUACUCGCUGCCGAAAAUUCAGCAUUCUGUAUCGGAGCCCACACUGAACAGUGCCCAGUUGCAAUCUGACGAGUUGCUGUAUGAGUGUGCGUCACCUAAAACGCCUGUGAAUUUCCCUCCGUAUGGAGCUUUCCCCUUUUAAAACUUUUAGCCUCAUAUCAGGUGCGUCAGGGGUGCAAAAAUUCUCAAGAAGCUUGUUACUCUACUCUCUGUUCUGCCUUGAAGCUCGGCGCAGAAUAGAAAUCCUCACUGCACUAAUACUUUAUUUGUUUCAUUUGUUUUCUCUCUUUCUCUUUCCGGCUUGAAAUGUAACGUAAUACAUCAAACCCAAGUUUCCACGUGGACUCACAAUUUUGCAGCGAUUUUAUCAACUGCACACCACAUGUAACAUCUGCAGACUUCUAGUGGGAGUGGGUUCAUACGAAAAGAUUGAAUUCCUGAGAAUUGCUGCACCCUUCUAAAUGUUACUGCGUAUCCUGUUUUUUAUUUUGUUAAUUCCAUGCAUUUCAGUUACUCUUAGUACAGCUUGUUGAGAAGUCAACUUCUAUUUAUUGUCCUAUUCUUAAGUUAAUUAUAUUUUUUUGCCGCUGUUGUACUUAAUUACUUAAGCAUUAGGCUACUCUUAUGUGACUACAAACUGUAAAUAUUAACAGAUAUUACACAAAUA